Molecule: messenger RNA, 719 nt
Organism: Xyrauchen texanus (razorback sucker)
Lineage: Eukaryota; Metazoa; Chordata; Actinopteri; Cypriniformes; Catostomidae
Exons: 7
Coding region: 63-683 (206 amino acids)
Source: RefSeq, a predicted model, not a curated record
AGAGGCUACACUUCCCAUCCCACCCCAACAUAAACCAAAAAAAGUCAAAGAGUCUUCCCAGAAUGACCAUUCAGAUCCCAGUACAUCACAUGAUUUAUCUAAAGAUCUUGAUGAAUCACCCAUAUUUCAUUCUGUGUCUGUGGCAGAAUAUAUUACUGAAGAGGAGAGACAAACAACUGCAAGGGCUGACCACACGAAGACCCAACGACCCAACAAAGAGUGAGCUUAAAGAAACACUGGAGGUUCUGCUACGAAAAGUAGACAGCCUGGCAGCCACCCAGAGAGAAAUACUCAUCCUACUGAGGAAAUGCCAGGGUCAUCAGAGAGCGGAAGACAUCCUGGAGCUCAAUAUUGCUCAGAACAAAGAGGAGCUUGAGGCCCUUGACAACCGUCUUAAAGACUCGGAUUUCAGAAAGAGAGUGAUUCACCAUCUCAGCCUUAUUGGUGGGGCAAAUCCAGGGGAUUGUGUGAGGAGAGUGAUGCGGGCAGUAGCGACAAACAUCGUGUGGAGCCACUUCAGUUUGAAGGGGAAAAGGGAGAAAAUGCCUCUGAUUGACACAACUCUGUGUAAAGUCAUCAAACGAUCGACUGCCAGUAGGCCCUGCAGAAUUGGAGUAGUUCGCUUGUUCUGCAUUCCUCUACAUUCCCCUUCUUUGUUCAAACGAAUUAUAAUUGUGUUAUAAUUAAUUAAAAUGUUAUUGUGUACUGUUGUUUUCAAA